Molecule: messenger RNA, 2504 nt
Organism: Momordica charantia (bitter melon)
Lineage: Eukaryota; Viridiplantae; Streptophyta; Magnoliopsida; Cucurbitales; Cucurbitaceae
Product: HECT-like ubiquitin-conjugating enzyme (E2)-binding protein
Biological process (GO): protein polyubiquitination; protein autoubiquitination; proteasome-mediated ubiquitin-dependent protein catabolic process
Cellular component (GO): nucleus; ubiquitin ligase complex; cytosol
Molecular function (GO): ubiquitin conjugating enzyme binding; ubiquitin protein ligase activity; cyclin binding
Source: RefSeq, a predicted model, not a curated record
AAUUUUUAUUUCAAGCAUCAACUUAAGCGGGUAACUGGAAAGUGCAGUGGUGCUCGUGAAAUCGAAGAAUGUCAUCUGAAUUCGAUACAGUGAAAAGCCCUAGAAAAUGGCGUUUUACAUGGGAAGCGCAAUCCCACAUACCAACCCUACGUCUGUUGCUAUUCGAUUCCCAUACCAAUCCUUCUCUCCAAUGUCAGAAUCUCAAGGUUCAUCUCAAUCUCCCGCAGUCCGUCGUUUGCGCCACUUGGCUCCAAGACCUCGAAGUGUCGAUUCGAGUUCCUAUUCCUCCGGUUUUGGUCGACUCUGAGUCGCCCUUGAGUUUUAGAGCUUUCGAAGAUCAUAUCGAAGUCAAGCUCUUCUUGCUUCUUCCGGUCGAUCACCCAAUUGUUCUCAACUUCGACAAUGUGCUGAACUCCUCCGAAGAGCGAGGAAAUAAGUACUCCAAGGCGUCGAAGCCGCUUUUGAUGGACUCUGAUCAAAACAGUUUAUCACGCACUGGUGGCGUCCACUUUUAUUGCAGAAAUUGUUCAUUCAGGCUGAGUGAAUCUCCUCUCAGAAAUUUUGUUGAGAUGCCAUCAGUCAAUUGGCGAGAGGUUGCUGAUAACUGGUUUGGGUCUUGCUGCUGCUCCUUUGGGGGGAUAAGCGAGAAGCUGGUAACUAGGUAUACAAAUUCCUAUAGAUGUGCAAAGGGUGUCUGCCUACUCACUUUAACAACUAUUACUCUUUCCAAGGAUGACAUUAUUGGACAUGUGUUCCCAGACUAUGAUGGGACCCGGCAAUUCAAGGACGAAUCAGAUUUUGCUGAUGGCAAUUGGUUAACGGAAGCUAAGCAGGAAUUACAAUGUAAUCUUACAUCUAUGAAGAAGGUAAAACCUAAGCAGUCUAAUGAUAAAACCCUUGCUGCAAACAUGGAGGGUGAUGCUACUGAGAAAGAAAGGGAAGAAGUUGAUUCACCUAAUAUGACUCCAAUUCCUGAUUGUUGUCAUCAUGGUGAAAGUAAUGUAUUAAAUCAUCUUGACAGAGACUGCAUGCAUCACACAUGUAGCACGUAUAAGUUAGACCCAAAGCCUAUUAAUACUAUUGAUCUUUCAGACGAUCAGAGAUCCUUUCUUAAUGGUUUUCUUGGAAAUAUCUUUAUGGCUAGACUGUCAAAUCUUUCAGCAGAUUUUGAGUGGGUUGAGUUUUUUUGCCCCAAGUGCUCUACUCUGAUUGGGGCUUACCCUUGCAGUAAUCGCUGCGGACCUACAGAUGGUGGAGUUCGACUCUUUAAAUGUUAUGUCUCAACAUGUUCAUCAGUUGAAUCUGGAAAUUUGUUGAGGGAGUACACCUUGGAAAGAAUGUUUGCAAAUCAGCUACUGGAAAGUGCAAAUGACGAAUCAUCAUUUCGCACUGUGGUUAAGGAGCUGAAAACCAAGUCUCCCAUGCUACACAUUGUUCUCAUCAAUUCAUAUUCUUGGUCGUGUAGUGGUUAUUGUUUGGGCAUGGAGGAUACAGCUGAAUCAGUUUCAAAGAUUGAUUUAAGUCCUGUCAUCAAGGUGCUAUUCUCUGAUUGCAGCAAAAGUGCGGAGUCCCAUUUGAGGAAACUUGAAGAGUGGGUAACAAAAGAUAUAGCGGAUGAAGUUUUUAUGUUAGCCCAUCAAAUAGAGGAAUUAGUUGAAAUCCUAGCUUCAGGAAAUGAUACACUUCCAUCUUCAUGUUCUUCCCUUGAUGGUUUAACUUUGACAUCUAUCCUGAGGUGACAUUUAUCUUUCUCACCUUCUUUGGAUUCCCACUCAGAUCAUGAAUCAGUGAAGUUUUUCAAACAUAUAACUUGAUAAAGCUGAGUGGCAGCUUUUGAAGAACUCAUCAUUGUAUACUAUGUUUCUGCUACCUUAAGUAGCCACAGCCACCAACCAAAUUUGUCAAGCCUCAUAUCUGUUUAUCAGCAAGCCAGACCGUACAUCGAUGGGAACCUUAUUAAUGCUGCUGGCUUAUCAGAUAUAGGAUGAAGCAUGUGGAGUAUGUUACUUUAUAUAUGCAGUUAACUCUAGCAUGUCUCCCAGGCAUAUUUCAUGUUCUGUUUAUUUGGCUCUCUGCUUGGUUCUGGCAUUAGUCGUCAAGGUGCUCGACUCGACUGUAAGAUACUUGAUAUUUAAUGUCCACAUAUCAGUUUGAUUGGAGCGAGCUUGUUCGGAAAGCUCCCACACAAGUCACAUGUAUUAGGGGAUUUCAACUAAUUAUGCAUGAACAUCUAAACCUUUAAUAUUUUAAGGUUGAUGUAGGCCUUGAGGCUUGUCCCUUUGCUUAUCUCUGUAUUAAGUACUCAGGGUUUUUGAUUUGUUUUAGGAUGUUUUAGUUCUUUCUUUGAUUUCUUCUUUUCCUCCAUGGAUUGCUCUUCACUUAGUUUUGACAUCAUUUCAUGCCAAGGAGUUUGCGGAUCAUGAGUUGCCAGCAAGUUUCGCUAUGAUUUAUUUUUUUGUUAUCUUUCUUUUUCUUAGCUUUUAAACUCCUUGAAGAUGCCAUGU